AUGGAGAAGAAGCUAGGGGAUUUAGAAGGUCUGGCAGAGGGCUUUGGAAAGGCAAUGGAGAAAGACUCAGCUUCAAUACCAACACCAAAAGACCCCGAAUCAGCAGAAGUGCCAAAGUCAAAGGAUCAUGUACUUGCAGAGGAUGUCCCAGACCCAGACGAAGAUGACCUGGACGAUUUAGAUGAUAUGCUUGAUGAAUUCGUGCCCACCCCUUCCGCUGCAAAGCCAACUCUCCCCACCGGCCCAGGUAGACCCAGUGCUCCUAUUCCGGAUUUUCCAAUAGAAGAAGGCCUUUCCGAUGAAGAUUUUGCCAAACAACUACAAUCUGGGAUGGCAGAGCUGCUGGGAGAAUUAGAGACAUCACCCGACAUGCAAGCACAACUUGAGAACAUGCUGAAGGAGCUUGGUGGGGCAGCAGCUCUUGGAGAAGCCGCAGGCUUAGGUGCACCAGGUUCAGCUGCAUCAACAUCCAAAGAACCUGUGGCAAAAGUAGGACCUGCAGCAGCUGCCUCUGCAACAGAAGAGUCCUUUCAAGAAACGAUCAAGAAAACAAUGGAACGGAUGCGGGAAAGUGGGGAUCAAGCUACAGCGGCUGCCACAUCAGACAACACUGAUGACUUAAUGGCAGAGAUGAUGAAAGCCAUGCAAGCAGGCGGUCUAGAUGGUGAAGGUGGAGAAGAGGAUUUCUCUAAAAUGUUAUUGGGGAUGAUGGAGCAGUUGACAAACAAGGAGAUCUUGUAUGAGCCCAUGAAGGAACUAGAUGAUAAGUUCCCAGAUUGGAUGAAGAAGAACGCUGGGAAGGUUAAUGAGGCGGAUAUGAAGAGGUAUAAGGAGCAACAGAUAUAUGUGAGGGAGAUUGUAAAGAGGUUUGAGUUGAAGACUUACACGGAUGAGAAUGCUGCGGAUAGGGAGUACAUUGUGGACAGGAUGCAGAAGAUGCAAGCAGCUGGCUCUCCUCCAGCUGAUCUCGUGGGAGAUAUGCAAGCAGCGCAAGAAGCUUUCGGGGCGCCAGAAGAAGGUUGCCCUACACAAUGA
Hyaloscypha bicolor E is the source of this 1035-nucleotide messenger RNA. RefSeq names its product Pex19-domain-containing protein. The record is from RefSeq and is a predicted model, not a curated record. Gene Ontology annotation, biological process: protein import into peroxisome membrane. The coding region runs from base 1 to 1035 and encodes 344 amino acids. NCBI's taxonomy places the organism in Eukaryota, Fungi, Ascomycota, Leotiomycetes, Helotiales, Hyaloscyphaceae. Gene Ontology annotation, cellular component: peroxisomal membrane; peroxisome. The transcript is spliced from 3 exons.